Molecule: messenger RNA, 2217 nt
Organism: Emiliania huxleyi CCMP1516
Lineage: Eukaryota; Haptophyta; Isochrysidales; Noelaerhabdaceae
Exons: 2
Coding region: 1-2217 (738 amino acids)
Source: RefSeq, a predicted model, not a curated record
AUGCUCGCUCGCAACGCUACGAGCACUGUCGACGAGGCUCCUUUCGAUCCGGACAGCCUCACAGUCGAGCAGGCGUAUCGCGCCCUCGGUCUUCAGCAGAGCGCUCGCCGUGCGCAGAUCCGUCGUGCGUACCUCAAGCUUGCGCUCAAACGACACCCCGAUCGGCGGGGCGCGUCCGAGGGCGGCGAUGCGUUCCGGCGGCUGAAGGCUGCGUACGAUCGCCUCUUGGCACACUGCCAGCUCGAAGAGGAGCUCGAGGAGCUGGGCGUUGAGCUCGAGGCGAGCGAGCGUGAGCUUGCGGAGCUGGAGACGCGGCGCUCAGACCGCGAGCUGCGCGAGAGAGCCAUCGCCGAGGCCCGCGAGCUGCACGCGCGCCGACUGGCCGAGGCUAAGGCGGGUCAUGCCAGGAAUCAGGAGGACGAGGCGCGCCUGCGCCUGGCGAGGCAAGCGGACGAGGAGCAGUGGUUGGCAGGCGCGUCACUCUCGUUCCAACAGUUCUGGAACGCGCGAGGACUCUAUCCGAGCGGCUACGAACUGCACGUGCACCGCGCGUUUACGGUUCGAGAUUACAUGGCCAAGUUUGGGCCACCACCGGCAGUAGAGUUGCGAUGGCGGGACCGAACACAGCUCUGCGAGUUCAGCCCCGAAAGCCGGCCCAACCCCUGGGGCUGGGCCACCGUUCCUGUCUGGAAGAGCGCGGACAAGAAGAGCGUCGUCAUUGAACCGCGGCCUGGACCAUGGAACGAGGUAUGCUGGGUUUUGAUGGAGCAAAAGUACAGCCCUAUCCGCGGCGAAUGGGUCGUGCUAUUCUACUGGUUGCGCGGCAGUCCAUUUCCGUUCAACACGUCAGAGGCUGCUGGAAAGGAGUACACCUGGGCCUCGUGGGCCGACACGCCCGCCGGCCGGGCUAUCGGACUAGCAAGCUGGCCUGUGACCGCGAGCACGCUUCAUUGGAAGCAGCAGCGAGCGGUGGAGGAGCGGGCGGCACGCGCGGCGGAGCGCGCGGCACGCGACGAGGAGCGGGCGUUGGAAGCCGAGAAACAGAAGGCUAAGCCGGAGGAGGAGCGCCGCGAGGCGCGGCGCAGGGAGUUGCUUGAGAAGAAAGAGCGAGUGAAGAGGGAGAGGGAGGAGGCGCAGAAGGAGCAGAAGAUGGCAGAGGCCAGGCAGCUCGAGUACCAGGACGCCGAAUGGCGGGCGUGGCUGCAAGCUCUGGCCAAGGAGAGGUCGGAGCGGCUGGGGAAGCUCAAGGGGGAGAAGGAGAGGCAGCUUGAGGAGCGGCUCGAGGAGCAGAGGAGCAAGGCGGAGGACCUCAAAAAGUCGAAGCAGGAGCGCGCUGCGAAGGAGCAGCAGCGGUCGCUCGUGGCGGCGCAGCGGCAGCGCGAGAGGCGGGGCCGGGAGGCGGCUCCACCGCCGCAGCGCGCGCCGAGGCGUGAGGAGGCGCCGCCCGACGCCGCGGGGGGCGGGACGAGCGGCGCCGUCAAGGUCGAGGCGGCAGCGCCAGCGGAGGUAGCGCCAACGGAGGCGGCCCCAGCGGAGGCGGCCACUGGCGAGGCGGCCGGUCCGAGCGGGCUCGAGGGGGGCGGGCAGGGCGAGGCGGCUCCCGCUGUCAAGCUUGAGGUGUCUGCGCCGCCACCGCCUCCCCCGCCUCCGCCGCCGGCGGCGGCGGUGCUCGACAAGGGCACGCGGCUUGAGGUGUUCUGGGAGGAGGACGGCCAGUGGUAUCCUGGCCAGAUGGCGACGGGCCGGAAGAGCCAGUGGGGUCGCUUUCUUGUGCACUACGACGACGGCCAGCGCAAGUGGGAGCGACUCGACGAGAUGACGUGGCGGCCGCUUGCCGAUGGCGAGUGCGCCGUGAAGCCCGAGAGCGACAGCGCGGUCGCCAUCCUCCCGCAGCACCCGGCGCCAGUCACGCGCAGCAUGCAUCACGACGUCAAGCUCGCCGAGGAAGACUACGUCGCGGGCGAGAUCCGGUGCCCCGGCUGCAACAUGGGCGUCAAGAUGGCGGACAGCUGCAGCGUCGUCACGUGCCGGUCGAGCCGGCACACGAGCGGCUACUUCUACUUCUGCGCGCACUGCAGGGCCGAGUGCCCCGACGGGGAGUCUUUCUGCCGCGACUGCCCGCACCGCAACGACAGAGAGACCCGCAGCCGGAGGGACAAGCGCCGUCGCGAGGAGCUUACCAAAAACUCAGCAGAGAACCCUUUCACGCUGGAAUGA